AUGUGUUUGGUGUUCGUGUGCGAUCAAGACGAGAGAGUGAUCGGAAGAUACGCAGCUCCUGGAGCAUGUCCGUACUGCGGUGGAAUGGUUCAAACGGUGGACGUAGAAAGCCAGUGGAGAUUCUGCUUCGUCCCUCUCUAUAACAAAGCCAAACGUCGCCUUAUUUGCUCUACCUGUGGUAAACGCCUCAUCGCCCAUUCCUAA
Messenger RNA from Eruca vesicaria subsp. sativa (arugula), 204 nucleotides. Lineage: Eukaryota; Viridiplantae; Streptophyta; Magnoliopsida; Brassicales; Brassicaceae. The record is from the annotation of a GenBank genome assembly.